Messenger RNA from Heteronotia binoei (common prickly gecko), 2907 nucleotides. It is a transcript of the gene LGSN, whose product is annotated as lengsin, lens protein with glutamine synthetase domain. Gene Ontology annotation, molecular function: glutamine synthetase activity. Gene Ontology annotation, cellular component: membrane; cytoplasm. NCBI's taxonomy places the organism in Eukaryota, Metazoa, Chordata, Lepidosauria, Squamata, Gekkonidae. The transcript has 4 exons. The record is from RefSeq and is a predicted model, not a curated record. The coding region runs from base 126 to 2468 and encodes 780 amino acids.
CAAAGAGAGAUGUUCACUGAAAUUCUGGGCUAGUGCAUUUAUUGUAGACAUACCUAUAAAUACCGCGUGCAUUUUUCUUGCCUUUAGUGAUCUUGGAGAAGAGCUGGAGCCGACAUGUGUGGGAGAUGGACAAAGAUCACCCCAGUCAGCAGAGGACAGCCGAAAAUGAAAAUGAGGAAGUUGAUGGCAACUGUCUUUGUGGAUUAAGGAACAAAAGAGGAGUCAAAGUCACUGUAAAACAGAUCCCCUCAGCAGAAUGUGACAAAAUGGACGCUUCUAAUCCAGCCAAUGCUUCUGAUCUUCUGGCCCGAGAAAGCAAGCCUGGUUACCAUUGCCUUCAAAAAACACCUGGUUUCCCAUCAGGGCAGAAAGCAAAUGAUAGCCCUCCCAAAGAUAAAAAAGAAAGCUCAACACAGGGUGGAGAGGAGAUACACAAAGAUGGAGAACUGUGUGAAAAUAUCCCAAAAAAUCAUGGGGUAAUGGAAACUUCAAGCAAAGGGAAUCAGAUACUGAGAACAGACAUAAAUACCAAAGAGGAGAAACUUGUGUGGCUUGACAUAUCAAGAAGUGGGGAUAAUUUGGGGAUAAAUGAACAAAAGAAACAUAAUACAGCAGACGGUGACAGUAUAUUCCACACAACCCAGAAGAACAAACAUGAUGAUUUAGCAGCUCUAGAAAACGACAGUAAAGAUUAUACUGCUCCAGGUUCUGGAAUUUCCAAAGAAACUUUGCAAGAGUUGAAAAAUCUGUUGAGAGAGAGCCCGCUGCUUUGUACCAGGGCCAGGAACAGUGGUAAGCCCAGUGGUAUGUUUUCCAAUACACUUCUGCUGAAUGCUAGUGACAAGCAAAGUAGACAUGUUGAGACUUUUCACCCUCAUUUAAGAGGAGGUGAUCAGAAAAUGCCAGCUGUACACAAGCAUGUAGCAGGACAACUAGGGAAGCCACAAGUGGUUCAAAGCUCAGCUGUGCUGAAUAAGCAGCAAUCCAAAUGUGAUGAUACAGAGCAUCCUGUUACGAGGCAGCAGACAUCUUCCCAAAAUAUGGGCAGUACUCCAGGAAUUAAAUUGGACCCUACCCCUGGUCAGCAUGAACGAAGAAGAAAUGCAGAUAUAAAGAACCCCAGAAUACGCAUUCCUCAUCACUUGCUCUCUGAGAUUGAACACAUUAUUGAACAGAUGGCUAGAGAGAGCAUACAUUUUGUCAGAUUUGAAGCCACAGAUCUUCAUGGGGUUUCAAGAUCAAAGAGCAUCCCUUCUCGCUUUUUUCGGGACAAAGCAAUCCAUGGUGUUGCCAUGCCAAGAGGUUAUCUUGAACUGACCCUGAAUCCAAAGGAUAUGGAAAUAAACCAAAUAAGUGCCAGCAAUUUCAACUGUGACAUAGUCCUGAGUCCUGAUUUAUCUACCUUUCGAAUUUUACCAUGGACUGAAUUAACUGCAAGAGUGAUAUGUGACUCCUUCACUGUAACUGGCAACCCGCUAUUGACUUCACCCAGGCAUAUUGCCAAACAACAGCUAAACCAGCUCCAGGACAGUGGCUUCACGCUGUAUUCUGCCUUCACAUACGAGUUCUGUAUUUAUGGGAUUGCUGAAGUUGUAAAUUCAAAGUCAAUCUCUUUUCCUGCUGCAACCUUACUGAAUAAUCAGGACCAGUCCUUCAUUCAGGAACUCAUCGAUGGGAUGUAUCAUGCCGGGGCAAACAUUGAGAGCUUCUCAUCUUCUACAGGGCCUGGGCAAAUGGAGGUCUCUUUGCACCCUGAAUUUGGCAUAUGUGCUGCCGACAGUGCUUUCAUCUUCAGAACAGGCAUUAAAGAAGUGGCCAAAAAGUACAACUACAUUGCCAGCUUUUUCACUGAGGAUGGAUUUUGCAACUCAGGUGUUCUGUCACACAGCCUUUGGGAUAGCCAUGGGCAAAAUAAUCUGUUUUCUUUCGGUCCUGGAGGCCCCGAGUUCAGUGACAAGGGGAAGAACUGGCUUGCAGGCCUCCUGCUGCAUUCUGCAGCACUCAGCUGUUUGAUGGCUCCAACCAUUGGCUGCCGUAAACGGUACAACAUUUAUAGUAAAGAUUCAAAGGAUACUGUGGCUGCUAGCUGGGGUUGUAAUGACAACAGCUGUGCAUUCAGUGUCAAAAAUCAUGGUGAAAAAAGAACUCAGAUAGAAAACAAACUAGGUUCUGCAACAGCAAAUCCUUACUUGGUGCUGGCAGCCACGAUUGCUGCUGGUCUAGAUGGUAUCAGAAGAGGACUGACCUUCCAGGAAGGAUCAGAGGAGAUCUCUAAUCCUACUCAGAUCAAAUCUGCCAUAAUCCCACUGAAGCUGGAAGAUGCUCUCGUAGCACUUCAGGAAGAUGAAUGUAUCAGAGAAGCACUAGGUGACACCUUUGUCCGCUAUUUCGUUGCCAUGAAACAGUAUGAGUUGGAGACAGAAGAAACAGACUUGGAAAGGAAUAAAUUUUUAGAAUAUUUUAUCUAGUAUGAAUGUUAAGGUUUUGAAUCCUGACAAAAAUCUGUGCUUCUUUUGUGUUGGGGUGAAUGUGAGUGCUUUUCUAUAAGGCUUUUUUCCUAUAUGUUUCAGAAUCAAACUACACAUAAUGGUGAAUAGAUCUCCUACAUAUAUUGAAAGUACUUCUGGCAGCUUUGGGAGCAUUUCAUUGAUAAUGGGGCACUGGCUUGGGGCGGUGGUGGAAGAGGAAUUUUUCUUGUACUGUUUUUAUCAUAAAAAUCACCUUCCUCACCGUGAGAUGCUGUUUCCUAAUGGCAGCAAAAUUACAGGUACCCACAUAAUGCCUGUUUAUUUCUCCCAAGGGUACCUAGUAGCUUAGGUGGGUGAGGAAGAUAUGCUUUGGGGAAAUGGCACAGGAGGAAACAGCAUCAUCAACUGUUUUCUCCAAGCCGAAAUGAGAUUGUGUUGU